AUGCUAUUCAAAGAGACUAUUCGUGAAGGUAAGGACAAGCAAAAGAAGAAAGCCGUAAACAAAUUGAAUCUAGAGGUUUAUCGCGGUCAAGUGACAGCUCUACUUGGUCACAAUGGCGCUGGUAAAAGCACCACGUUCUCUAUGCUNACAGUGACGAAACCGACAUCUGGAACUGCGUACAUCAACGACUAUGAUAUUUGCAAAGCUCUACCGAAAAUCCGUUCAUAUCUGGGAAUAUGCCCACAAUACAACAUUCUGUUUGGAACACUGACCGUGCUCGAGCAUCUCGAAUUCUUUUGCAAGGUGCAGUCGGUAUAUUCGCUGUCGAAACGUUGUCGUAUCACGAAGUUUCAGUUGUUGAGAGCUGAUUUGAUGCUACUUAGCUGUGCUGCAACCACUGUGAAGGAUCCAUUCAAUGGUGUUGAAGUUCUUCAGUAG
Molecule: messenger RNA, 438 nt
Organism: Anisakis simplex (herring worm)
Lineage: Eukaryota; Metazoa; Nematoda; Chromadorea; Rhabditida; Anisakidae
Source: the annotation of a GenBank genome assembly